Stegastes partitus (bicolor damselfish) is the source of this 3957-nucleotide messenger RNA. RefSeq names its product N-alpha-acetyltransferase 40, NatD catalytic subunit (gene naa40). Gene Ontology annotation, cellular component: nucleus. The record is from RefSeq and is a predicted model, not a curated record. Gene Ontology annotation, molecular function: protein N-terminal-serine acetyltransferase activity; histone H4 acetyltransferase activity; histone H2A acetyltransferase activity. Bases 339 to 1058 code for a protein of 239 amino acids. NCBI's taxonomy places the organism in Eukaryota, Metazoa, Chordata, Actinopteri, Pomacentridae. The transcript is spliced from 8 exons.
CGUAGCCGGACUCGACGGAGAGCAGAGAAAAGGGCAAAGAAGAAGCUGCGAUCAAUUGAGCCUGUUGGCGCCAAUCCGACUGACAGAGAAAUCAAACAGCUCGCUUUCCAUUAAUCAAACUUGCGCCCUCGCCGCCGCUCCUCCCUCGGCCGUCGCUCGGUAGCCAGCUAGCCUCGUUAGCACGCUAUCUAUCAUUGUCAUAUUAAUCUGGCCCCUUCUCUCUGCCCGUAGUCACGAUAUAAUAACUGAGCAGCGGCGGCGGCGGCGGCAGCAGCGGCGGCGCACCGGGACAAUAGAGGUGUGUUUCUCCGGGGGGAUCGAUACGACACGGCUGCAAAAUGGGGAGGAAGUCCAACAGAGCAAAAGAGAAGAAAGCCCGGCGUCUGGAGGAGAGGGCAGCUAUGGACGCUGUGUGUGCCAAGGUGGACGCAGCCAAUAAGCUUGAUGACCCACUGGCUGCCUUCCCAGCCUUCAAAAAGUACGACAGAAACGGGCUGAACCUGCAGAUAGAGUGUAAGAGAGUGACCUCCCUCAACCCGCUGUCUGUGGAGUGGGCCUUCGAACUCACCAGAGCCAACAUGCAGACACUGUACGAGCAGAGCGAGUGGGGCUGGAAGGAGAGGGAAAAGAGGGAGGAGAUGAACGACGAGAGGGCGUGGUACCUGCUGGCCCGCGACUCCGACUCCGCCCCCGUGGCCUUCUCGCACUUCCGGUUCGACGUGGAGUGCGGCGAGGAGGUUUUAUAUUGCUACGAGGUGCAGCUAGAGAGCAAAGUGCGGAGGAAAGGGCUCGGCAAGUUUCUCAUCCAGAUACUACAGCUCAUCGCUAACAGUACACAGAUGAAGAAAGUGAUGUUGACAGUUUUCAAACACAACCACGGGGCGUACCAGUUCUUCAGAGAAGCUUUACAGUUCGAGAUCGACGAGACCUCACCGAGCAUGUCCGGUUGCUGCGGCGACGACUGCUCCUACGAGAUCCUGAGCAGGCGGACCAAACACGGCGAGGCCUCGGCGGGACACACCCACGGCGGCGGCCACUGCGGCGGCUGCUGCCACUGACGGGCUCCUGGGUUUGCGACAUUUGGUUUUAAAUGAAAAAACAAAACAAAACAAAACAAAACAAAAAAAAAAGCCAGCAACUUUUCAUGGCUGUGUGUGAAAGCUUGAGCUGCCUGCUAGUCCGCAAGAAUUGGAAACGGCCGUAGAGCGCCGCCAAAAACCGACGGCGGAACACGUGGAUGUUGAUGUCGCAUUAUGGAUUGAGAUUCGUGUGUUUUUGGUUUCUUUUUUUUUUUCUUUUUUUUUUUGUGUAUUCCUGCUACAAAAGCAGUAUGCAGUGUGAGCUUUCACACAUAGUUGUGGUUUUUUUUUGUUUCCUCUUUUCCAACUUCUUGGUUCAGUAUCCAUCUUUUCUCAUCUGUUCUCUUCUCCCUGUUAUGACUAUUAGUAGAUCCCAGUCAAGAAAAAGCAAAAGCAUCGCUGUCGUUCUCUACCACUGCGACCAUCCUGCUCUCAUCUCCCAACGUGCUGUACUGUAUUGAAUCAUCCUGCUUCUUAACACCGUAGUUCGGGGCUGUGUUAGAGGAACUUAAAGAUGGGGAUUAUUCUGUGUAAAUCAAACUGUCGACGACACCGAACGGAUGAGUUUCUGUGUCGUUUCUUGGACCUCGCAGCUUGUUUCAAGAUGACACCGAGUGUAGUUUAAAGCCGCAUGAGAAGCCCUGUUGCACUGCAGCUAACCCACAACGAUAUUCCACGAUGACGGUACACGAUCAUCUCUUCUGUUCAGGUGAAAUGAAUAGACGUCUCCCUUGCUUUUAGUUUUUAUAAGAUGUCCGAGGUUGCCUUUAUUUUUCCUUGAAGUCUCUUUUCUCCUCAUAAAAUAAGACAAAAUCUCAUCAUCAGUUGCUGUAAAUCUGCAUCCAGCCCUUAUCCAAGCUGCAUGCUCGUUUCCUCCUUUUCAUCCGCCAUCUUUUUUUUGUUCUUUCUUUCAUACUUUAAGAUUUACCUGCUGAAACCGUUUUCCCCCUCCUGUGAAACUGCACCCACCCUUCCUGUUCUUUGUGCCUGAAGGCGCCGGAUGAAGACAGCAGACCUCCUUUUUAAUUUUUUUUUCUUGCUGCUGCUGCUCUCGUUUUCAGUUUUAGUGAAGUUGCAUUACUCCCGCUCGCCUCUUUUAGUUUCCAAGAGGUACUGAUGAUUACAAAAAACGAGUCGAUGUUGACGCUACCAUCCUCCGUCCCGUCUCUAUUUCCCUAGCAUGAGCAAAUCAUAUUGAUUUAACGUGGAGGAGGGUCGGUAGAAGCCGUUUGUAUCCCCGCUUGGAGCUGAUGAAUGAGACGGAUGCAUGAGUGGAAGUGGAGGGAAGUUGUCCUCGGUUUGUUUUUCGCGGCUUGCAUGAGUUUAAAAGUGUUUUAACGGAAACGAUAGUCUUAAUCAGGAUUGCACACUGUGUGAACCAGCAUCUGAAAUCCUCACGUGGGGGGGGCUGACGAAGUACAAGAACGAAGGGAGAGAUGCAUGAAGUUAACGCUAAAGCUGCUCAUCCGCUUAUAAUUAGUCCAGAAUAUUCUAAGAUGUUUGAGGAGGGUUUUAGAUAUUUAACCCUCACAGGCUGCCACUUCAACCACAGUGAUUCCACAUCUGUUUACAAAACCCUCUUGGUGGGUGUCUUUUUGUCUGGUUGCCCUCUCUAGAAAGCCCCAUAACACUUCCAGGACUGUACUCGGCUCGUUUGGAGGAGUGAGAUUUCUUUAUCUAACGUGACUGCGAAGGGCUUUAAGCUGGUACGUUUUGCCUCGUCUUUGAAUUGGUCAUAUCAAGAUCUCUUACAGAUAAACGCCUGGUUGAAGUAUGUGAAGCAGGAGAUUGAAAUGUGAAGUAGGCGAGACUUUUCCGACUUGAAAUCAUCGAUUACACAAAUUUAUCAAGUUAAAAACGACAGAAAAAGUCCAGAUCCUUGGGGGGAAAGUUUCACGUUGUUUCCGGAUUGAGACAAAAAAUAUCCAGCACCUGGAGACACUUUCUUGUUUCCUGAUCAUAAACAACAGAAAAUGGUUUAACAUGUUGCUUGUUUUAGGACUAGGCUUCCUUCUUAUUAGCACAGUACUUCAUUCAUUUUGUUUUUUCUACUGCAUAGGUUCCAAUAAAAAGAGGAUGUUGUACAUAGUGGUAGUAGAUCAAUCGACUGACAGUCUCUCUCUCAGGUUAAUCAAACGUAAUCAAACCUCAUCUGUUUCACUUAACAGCCAUGUUCGUCGGUUUGCUGGUGGCUGGAUUGGAUCGGACGCACAGCUCUGAUCUGGAGUCAGUUUUUGUUUGAACUUUAAUUUUUACUUCUCAAACACAACCACAAAAGUAACAAUUAUCUUCUUAUUUUUUUCUUCGUUAUGUUGCAGUGAAAGAGAAUCUGUCCUAAACUCCUUGAAAAUGUGAAUUUGCAUGACGGUAAAUACGCUACAAAGCUGAUUCUAGAUCUGUGCUCGGCGGUUUCAUUCAAUCCAAGCAGGUGGGCUGUUUAGAAAAAAGAAAAAAAAAAAAAAGGCUCACUGGAAGUAAAAAUGAUUUUGUGACAAUACCAUGAGUUGGAGCCUGAACUUACCCAGUUUCUUUUAAAGUCAGUGAUUACUUUUUAUUUUAGGAAAUGGUUACGUACCCUCACAAAGUUCCAGAUACUUCUCUUGGUCUUUUCUCUAUGUGUAUAUAUAUAAAUAUAUAUAAGCUGUUGUGAAUCCAUCUUCAUUUCUUGGCCUUUUACAGGUGAAACACUUUUUUAAACAUGAUGUUGAAUAAUAAAUAAAAUCACAAAAAAAAACAAACCCCAACCCUCCAUGUUUGAGAGUGAGUGUUAAAGUCCUGUCCAUAAAUGACAAUGAAAGGGAAAACUAAGUCAUUCUGCCUUGUCAGUGUUUUAUUUGUAUGUUACAAAUAAAGGAAAGUUGUUUGACUUUUCAAGAGA